Messenger RNA from Lottia gigantea (owl limpet), 1428 nucleotides. RefSeq lists its product as hypothetical. NCBI's taxonomy places the organism in Eukaryota, Metazoa, Mollusca, Gastropoda, Lottiidae. The transcript is spliced from 5 exons. Gene Ontology annotation, biological process: glucose metabolic process. The record is from RefSeq and is a predicted model, not a curated record. Gene Ontology annotation, molecular function: ADP-specific glucokinase activity. Gene Ontology annotation, cellular component: endoplasmic reticulum. Bases 1 to 1428 code for a protein of 475 amino acids.
AUGGUGUCGACGGGAGUCAAAAUAGUUGGAACUGUUUCUGCUUUAAUCGUUCUUGCCGCCAUUCUUUACAAGAAACACGAAACAAACAGCAUACACGAUAGAUUAGAUCAUGUUUUGUCGGGUUUGCUACGUGCUGAAAGAAAAGUUUCACAAACUAGUACGAAGGCAAGGGUAGCUCUGGGUUUCGGAAGUUGCUCAGAUAUUUUUGUCGAUGCUUUGCCAGUUUUUAACAAGUUGAACCUGAUAGCUCCUGACGAGCCAGAACAUUUUGAUUCUGUAAAUAGUACAGACUCCCUGGCUAAAUUGGCAGCUUAUUUCUUUCGAUAUGGUGCUGCAGCAGAGAGAUAUGUGAGCAAUACCAGUUUAUUUGAGACGAUAGUUUCUAUCAGUGAUACAGUUGCUGGCAGGAGAUGGGCUCUAGGUGGAAACGCUCCGGCUAUGGCUAAUAGAAUGGCUCUGGAGGGGCUAGAUGUUCUCCUUGGUUCAAGACUCACACCAAAUUUAGCUAGUUCAAUAUCUCCUAAUAUAAAAGUAACUGGUAAAUCUGUUAAAGAUGAAGAUGUCCAUGUUGUAUUGGAGUAUAAAACUGGUGAAAAAUGGGGCAAAUAUAUUUCACCUAGAGCUAACAGACUGAUUCUACACAGUGAUAACAGUAAUCCGUAUUUAAAAGCUCUGGAAGAUUUUCAGAGAGAAAUAAAAUCAUUUAACCCUUCGUUAAUAGUAGUUGGUGGAUUGCAGAUGAUGGAUAACUUUCCUUUUGAAGCAGGUCAAAGAAUAGCACGUCUGGAAAAACUUAAAAAUCUUUUAAAACAAACACCUUCGACGACAAAAAUACAUUUUGAAAUGGCAUCAUUCACAGACGGAACUCUACUGGAAGAGGUUUACGAGAAUGUGAUGCUUCAUUCUGAUUCGUUAGGUAUGAAUGAACAAGAGUUACCCAACUUGGCCAGUUUACUCACCGAGGGAAAAAUAACGCUGGUAUCUGAAAUAGUUCCUCGCGUAGCAACAGUUUUAGACCAGAUGAGAGUUAUUUAUAAAAAUAUGAAAAAUCAUCCGAAAUCCAGUAGAAAAUUAUCACGUCUGCACGUCCAUACUUUAGCAUAUCAAGCCAUUUUAACUAAAAAAUCAUCUUCGUGGAAAAAUACAAUGUCGGCUGCGGCUAAAGCAGCGUUAACCGCUCACCGUUACGUUUGCGGGUCCAAUUAUAUCAAUUUAGUCAACGCCAAAAUAUUAAUGGAUGAUUCUUUUGCACGAAGUGUGAGAGAUUCGUCCAAUAAAGUUAAUUUCCGAGAAAAUCGUCCAGUUUCAUGCUGGGAUGAAGAUGAUUAUGAAAUUUGUGUGGCUCCCGUUUUAGUUUGUACGAAUAUUUUACAAACCGCUGGCGGUGGAGAUAAUAUAUCGUCUGCUGGUCUUGUUUUACAGAUUUAA